UGCCCUCUCUCACCCCAUCCGAACCCGAAUGCUUACCCUAUUUCUAUGUUUACUUUCUUUCUACCCGGUCUGAAAUACCUUCAGUCAAAUAUUUUACCACCUCCCGAAAUGAAGUUGAAUCCAAUUGCUCAUCUCAUCUGCAUUUUCUGUGCUUUUGCAUGUGCAAAUGCCACAGUGGGACCAAUUCUUAAAGCGGUCAGAAUUACAACGGAGAAGUCAGAGGUCCUCAUUCCGGAUUUUGAAAUGUAUUCGGGGCCCAUUAUUUUCAACGAAACGUUGUCAGUCGAGUUUGAUCAGGACACGGAAAUGAACCUAGAACCUAACUUCGAACUCGACUUUGAACUUGAGGACAGCCUACCCUAAAAAUUUCUUCAUACCCUCGUGUUGCCUCUCAACAUAUCAGAGGAACGUCUUGAGCAAGAUAUGGACCACCAUGAACAAGCCAAAGAGCAAGUUCUCAUUGAAGAGUUCUACACUGAACCGUAUCCAAGUCAAUUCGAGGACAUACCGGCCACAACUGAACCACCCAUUGCAACUUCAACCCAAUCGUUUCCCAAGCCUUGUCAAACCAAGAUUUGCGAAAAAUGGGCCACUUACCUAUCUGGACCAAUGAACGUGGCCUUUGAUCCUUGCACUGACUUUGAGGGUUUUGUGUGCGGCAACUGGCCAAAUCUUUUCGAAACGCCACAAUUUAUCGCGUCUUGGGGAAUUUUAGAACAGCAACAAUACCUGAUCCAUAAGAUCAGCGCCUUACUCCUUCGAACCAGUGAAGAUGAGGAUUGGGAUCUGUUCCUUACGGCUAAGAAGGCCUUUCAGAGUUGCAUGGACCUGGAUGCCAUUGAGAGAAACGGAUACAAACUUUGGAAGGAAGAGGUGGAGGAUGCUAUUAAUGGAUUUCCUAUGGCGGAGGACUUUUGGCGCCAGGGAGUCUUUGACCCAAAUGUUAUGAUUGCAAAAACGCUGAGGUUGGUGGGAAGCAAUCCUUUGAUGAAUAUUCGAGUGGAAGAUCGAGUGAAUCUCACGAGCAAGAUCCAUAUUGAUCUGGCUGAGCUUAGCCUUCCAUUGUCUGUUCUGAAUGAUCACGAGAUGAAUUUGCACACAUUUGGAGCUUAUGUGAGGCUCAUGUAUAAUGUGGCCAGGCAACUUCACAAGGACGAAGAAAAAUACGAGGAGCGUAAGUUGGAUUCGGACUUUGGAGAAGGUCUUGCCACAUCUGAAGAUGCUGAACAAAAGCCCGAGCCUAACUUAGGAUCUGAGAGGAUUUACUCAUUGCCUAUUCUUCCGAACGCUAAAAGGCUCAUUGCAAAUGGAUCCGUGCUCGAAGAAGAGGACCCGCUGAUUGAGAACGAAGCUCAACGAAGAAAGCGCGGGAUCUUUGAUUUACUUCCUCGUGUUGAUGAGAAGACGGCGUCUACUAUGGAAUUCCAAAUGAUUGCAGAGCAGGUUCAAAAUCUGGCGGAAUUCAAAAUCGAUUUGGGUAAGAUGAAGUCGAUCUUUGACUCCCCCAACGAAGAGAUACCAUUCUCCCAAUUGAAGUCUUUGGCUUUGGACGACGACACUCCAUUGAAAUCGUUCAUGCCUCACUAUCUGGGCAAGCAUCAAUUCAAAUAUACGAAAAUUGACUUCGAAAUCCUGCUCCGAAAUGUGUUUCAGGACAUUGAGGGAUUUGACCCUCAUGAUUAUGUGUACGUAGUGAAUUCGAAGCAAAUUGAUGCCAUUCAAAAGGUGUACUCCCACCACGACAGAAAAACCAUUGCCAAUCUGAUUGGGUUCCACACCUUCCUCCAGGCCGUUGACCACAUGCCAGAGGUCUACAGAAACAUGCACGCCAAUUUUAGAAAAAUUUCCUUGGGACUAGAGCAAGAAAUGGAUCGGGAUGCCAUUUGUGGCAAAAUGAUUGUCAGCCAUCUUCCUGUAGUCAUUGCUCAUUUGAUGUACAACAAAGGAGCAGAUCGACGACAAUCUUGGGCACUGGCUAAGAUGGAAAGUGUGAUUCAUUCCUAUCUUCAGGACCAAGGGAUCCAAACGGAAAGUAACAAGUUUCCCGAUUGGUUGAUGAACAGGUCAGCUGUGGAUGAGUUCUACGACGGCAUUAAAUCUUCGGAAAUCGAAAUGGGAAACCAUCUGAAGAAUUGGGUCUAUCUCUCGUCGUGGAACUCCAAAAGGGAAUUACAAAAGUUGAGUUCGAAGCGAUUUGGAACGGACUGGAGUGCAAAAAAGUUACUCAGCACCAUCGAUUUACCAAUCGUUCCAAUCGAUUUGUUCCCCAAUUUCCUUUUGAAACAUCCUCUGAUAGACCAUCGAGCCCCAAAUUAUGCAAAUUUGGCAGGUUUGGGCUGGAUUGUACUCCAAAGAGAGAUCAACCAAAGUCACAACGUCAGCUCUAACUAUACUCAAGGAGACGUAAUCGGGCACAUGUUGGACAUUUUAGAUGGAUUAUCUCCCACGCCUUCUUCAGAUCCCCUGCCCGGAUUUGAGGUUUACUCCAAUCCGCAAAUGCUUUUGAUGUGGUUUGGUCGUGUGUGGGGGUGUGGCGGAACUCGUGCCACUCCUCCGUUCCUCACAAAAGGCCAAGCUUGGCGAGCGCAUAUGUUCAAAAGUCUGAAUCAUCAUGUGCAAGAGCAGUUUUCAUGUUCUCAGAGCUAUUAUAUGCCAAUGAGUUAUAAUGAAACUGUUUUUUAGAUUUCGUUUGAAAUAUUUGAGGUGAGAGCCAUGGACAAAAAUAAAGCUGUCAAGCCGUCUCGUUCACAAGUGUGUUUUCGUU
Molecule: messenger RNA, 2764 nt
Organism: Tigriopus californicus
Lineage: Eukaryota; Metazoa; Arthropoda; Copepoda; Harpacticoida; Harpacticidae
Exons: 8
Coding region: 424-2682 (752 amino acids)
Biological process (GO): protein processing
Cellular component (GO): plasma membrane
Molecular function (GO): metalloendopeptidase activity
Source: RefSeq, a predicted model, not a curated record